Messenger RNA from Rosa rugosa (rugosa rose), 1383 nucleotides. RefSeq lists its product as uncharacterized. The coding region runs from base 1 to 1383 and encodes 460 amino acids. The transcript is spliced from 2 exons. The record is from RefSeq and is a predicted model, not a curated record. Lineage: Eukaryota; Viridiplantae; Streptophyta; Magnoliopsida; Rosales; Rosaceae.
AUGGAUAAGUCAUGGAUGCAUGCUGAUAGAAGAUCAAAGAAGUUUGAGCUAGGAGUAGCAGAGUUUCUCAAGUUUGCCGAGUCUAAUGCCAAUAACAAAAACAAGAUUUCUUGUCCUUGCUUGAAAUGUAGUAACACGGAGGGAUUUUCUGUUGGAGUUAUUAAGGAUCAUAUAUUUUGGAAUGGUAUUAACGAAAGUUAUAAGCAUUGGAGGUGGCAUGGGGAAGCUGCUACAUCUGCUAUGAAUGACAAUAGAGUUGAAUCUGAAACUGUAGAUUGGGAACCUGGGAUGGGGGAGAAUAAUUGGGGCUUUGGGGAAAAGGAUGGGGAUCAACCUUUGUACCCUGGUUGUACGAAGACAACCAAGCUGAAUGGUCUGAUUCAGACCUUCAAUUUGAAAGCAAAGCAUGGAAUGACCGAUGCUUGCUAUUCAGAUAUGCUUAUCAUGAUUGGGGGUCUGCUUCCUGAAGGGAAUCAGGUUCCUUUGUCUUUGUAUGAAGCGAAAAAGACACUUAGUGCUUUAGGGAUGGAGUAUGAAAAAAUUCAUGCAUGUCCUAAUGACUGCAUCUUGUAUAGACAGCAGCAUGCAGAUGCACUCAUCUGCCCCAACUGUGGUGUUCCAAGGUGGAAAUUGGGUAGGGAUAAAACUGUGAAAGAAGGGAUACCUGCAAAGGUUUUAUGGUACUUUCCACCAAUCCCAAGGUUCAAACGAUUGUAUCAAUCGACCAACACAGCUAAGAAUCUUACUUGGCAUGAGUUUGGUAGAAAGAAAGAUGGAAUGAUGCGACACCCAGCUGAUUCUCCUACUUGGGAAUUACUUGACAAGCAAUAUCCAGAAUUCAGUAGCGACCCUAGAAACCUCAGACUAGCUCUAUCUUCUGAUGGAUUUAACCCGCAUAGUUCUCUAAGCAGCAAGUAUUCUUGUUGGCCAGUUAUACUGGUCACAUAUAACCUUCCUCCAUGGCUUUGUAUGAAGAGGAAGUUUAUGAUGUUGACAUUGUUAAUAUCGGGACCAAAGCAACCUGGUAAAGAUAUUGACAUCUACUUGCAGCCAUUAAUAGAUGAUCUGAAAAUAUUGUGGGAUGGGGUUGAGGGAGUAUACGAUGCACUAAGAGGGGACUACUUCAAAUUGAAAGCGGUGCUGCUGUGGACUAUUAAUGACUUUCCCGCAUACGGGAACUUGUCUGGUAGCAUUGUUAAAGGAUACAAUGCUUGUCCAAUAUGCCUUGACCAGACUCGACCUCAUAGGUUGAAGAGAGGUAAAAAAAUGGCAUUCAUGAGGCAUCGCAGGUUCCUACCUAGACAUCAUCCGUAUAGGAAACAGGCUGCUGCUUUUUACAACACCAUAGAGGAGGACCUACCUCCUCUACCAUUAACCGGAUAG